AUGUCCUCCACCUUCUCCAUGCGCAGCUACUCAGCCCGCCAGCCAUCCUUCUCCAGCAUGUCUCUGAGAGACAGCAGUAGUAGUGGUGGCAGGAGCCGCUCCAAAGCCCCUGUCUCCUCCCUGUCCUCUGCCAACACCCUGUCCCUCUCCCGCUCCCUCUCCAUGGGCAACGGGCUCAAUGUCCUGGGCGCCCUCUCCUCCCUGAACGGCAUGGGUGUGGGCGCCAGCGACAAGGAGACCAUGCAGGGCCUGAACGACCGGCUGUCCAACUACCUAGACAAGGUGCGCUCCCUGGAGCGAUCCAACGCUGAGCUGGAGCUCAAGAUCAAACAACUGAUGCUGGAGCGGGCCCCCAAAGGUCACGAUAUCGAGGGUAUGAUGGCCCAGGCUCACGCCAUUGGACAGGAGGUGAGAAAGAAGACCCUGGAGAAUGCUCGCAUCAUGCUGGAGAUUGAUAAUGCCAAGCUGGCCGCCGAUGACUUCAGGGUCAAAUGGGAGGCUGAGGCCACACUGUGCCAGUCUGUAGAGAGGGACUGUCUGGCUCUCAGGAGGGCCAAGUCAGACCACGACCAGAUCAUAGCCACCCUGAGAGGAGAUCUGGACAGCCUGAAGGAGGAGCUCUACUUCCUCAAGAAGAAUCACGAUGAGGAGAUGGGCUCCAUGAAGGCCCGUAUGGCCAACGAGCAGGUGAAUGUGGAGGUGGAUGCAGCCCAGGGCCCAGACCUUGGGGCCAUAAUGGCUGAGCUGAGGAGCCAGUAUGAGGGCAUUGCGCGUAAGAACAAGGAGGACUCAGAGACCUGGUACCUUAAGAAGCUGGAGUCAGUGCAGUCAGAGGUAAAGGAGAGCGGUGAGGCGCUACGCUGUGCUCAGAGUGAGCUCAGCGAGAGACGCCGCUUCCUACAGGCCCUGGAGGGGGAACUGGACAGUCUGCGCAAACAGGUGGGUGUGUUGGAAGGGAACCUGAGAGAGACAGGCCAUAAGUAUGCUCUGGAGAUGGACAGUUUGCAAGCCACGCUGUCUCAGCUGGAGGAGGAGCUGUCCCAGCUGCGUCUGGACAUGCAGCGCAACAAGACAGACUAUGAACAGCUGCUCCGUAUCAAGCAGAACCUGGAGCUGGAGAUCGCCACCUACAGGAGACUGCUGGAGGGAGAGGAAGUGAUCAAGGAAAUGCCUGUUCCUAAAAAGGAGCCUGAGGUGAGGACCAGGAAGAUCGUCAAGGUGGUCACCCAGACCAUGAUCAACGGCAGGGUAGUGGAAGAAUCCAGUGAGGUGGAGCAGAUCAAAGACAGCAAGAAAUAA
Molecule: messenger RNA, 1299 nt
Organism: Salvelinus namaycush (lake trout)
Lineage: Eukaryota; Metazoa; Chordata; Actinopteri; Salmoniformes; Salmonidae
Product: keratin, type I cytoskeletal 18-like
Exons: 8
Coding region: 1-1299 (432 amino acids)
Molecular function (GO): structural molecule activity
Source: RefSeq, a predicted model, not a curated record